GUUUGGAGGGCACUGCUUUCAAGAACCUUGGAUAAAUGAGCUUGUUGCUAAUUUCCCAGUCUAGUAUGGUGCAAAGGGCCACAGUGUUGGAGCAAUAUCUGCACAAGUCUCUCUCAUUUACUGGACUACAAUUUUGUGGAUAGAUACAAUGUGUUAUUUUCUAGAAAAGGACUCUUUAGACAGCUCUUCAAGAAUAAGCAUUCCAUGCCGACCAUAUUGUCAAUGCCAAGGCUAGGGAGCUGGAAGAAAUCAUUAAGAUCAGCAACAUAAAAGUUCCGAUACCUACCCAGAGCUGAACAAAUUUUUAAAAUGCCCCUGAAUUCACUUUUUUCAUGCUUCAGAUCUACCGUGAAAUGGACAGCAUUGCUGGCGAUUUUCCUGACUUGGCGAGCAGGGUGAAGAUUGGACAUUCGUUUGAAAAUCGGACGAUGUAUGCACUGAAGUUCAGCACUGGAAAAGGCAGGCAGCGGCCGGCCAUUUGGCUGAACGCAGGCAUUCAUUCCCGGGAGUGGAUCUCACAGGCCACGGCGAUCUGGACCGCAAGGAAGAUUGUAUCUGAUUAUGGGAAGGAUUCAGCCGUCACCUCCAUCUUGAAGAAAAUGGAUAUUUUCUUGUUGCCUGUGGCCAAUCCUGAUGGAUAUGUAUACACGCACACUCAAAACCGACUUUGGAGGAAGACACGGUCCCUAAAUUCUGGAAGUUCCUGCAUUGGUGUUGAUCCAAAUAGAAAUUGGAACGCUAGUUUUGCAGGAGAGGGAGCCAGUAGCGAUCCUUGCUCCGAAGUGUACCAUGGACGCCAUGCCAAUUCAGAAGUGGAGGUGAAAUCGGUGGUAGAUUUCAUUCAAGAACAUGGGAAUUUCAAAUGCUUCAUUGAUCUGCAUAGCUAUUCGCAGCUGCUGAUGUAUCCCUACGGGUACACAAAGAAAAAGGCCCCAGAUGCUGAUGAGCUGGUGAGUGACGGGCUGCCUCCCACCCAGCCCCAGGCCUGCUAUCAAGCGAGCGGGAGCAGCGUGGAUUGGGCGUACAAUAAUGGCAUCAAGUAUGCCUUCACUUUUGAGUUGAGAGAUACUGGGCACUACGGCUUCCUCCUGCCAGCCGACCAGAUCAUUCCCACUGCGGAGGAGACCUGGCUGGGGCUGAAGAGCAUCAUGGAGCAUGUGCGGGACCACCUCUACUAG
Hipposideros armiger (great roundleaf bat) is the source of this 1178-nucleotide messenger RNA. It is a transcript of the gene CPA4, whose product is annotated as carboxypeptidase A4. The record is from RefSeq and is a predicted model, not a curated record. Bases 333 to 1178 code for a protein of 281 amino acids. Gene Ontology annotation, molecular function: metallocarboxypeptidase activity; zinc ion binding. Lineage: Eukaryota; Metazoa; Chordata; Mammalia; Chiroptera; Hipposideridae. Gene Ontology annotation, biological process: proteolysis. The transcript is spliced from 6 exons.